Messenger RNA from Amphibalanus amphitrite, 2566 nucleotides. RefSeq lists its product as uncharacterized. The transcript has 12 exons. Gene Ontology annotation, biological process: transmembrane transport; monoatomic anion transport. Lineage: Eukaryota; Metazoa; Arthropoda; Thecostraca; Balanomorpha; Balanidae. Gene Ontology annotation, molecular function: transmembrane transporter activity. The record is from RefSeq and is a predicted model, not a curated record. The coding region runs from base 873 to 2417 and encodes 514 amino acids.
ACCCAUUGAACCUCAAUAUCAUGAUCCACCUGUCCAUCACUCCUUCCAUCCUUCCUUAUUACAUAGAAACUUUGAAUGGCAUGGCAAUUUAUAAUUUUAAAUGACAAUAUUUUUAUGGUUCUUCUGUAGGUAGGUAGGUAGGUAGGUACACCAGACUGCUAUGGACACUUUUCCAAGUUGGUGGGGCAAAAAACCUAAUGUAUAUCUUGGUUUGAGUCGUUUGAUUGAGUUGAUUGAUUCCUUUCAUUGUCGCGUUUGAGUCGAUUGAAUCAAUUCCCGAAAACUGCUCUGACUUGAUUGAUUUGAUUGGUUUCCCAAAUUUGUCGUGAUUGAAUUAAUUGCUAUUGAUUGAGUCGUAUACAACCCUGGUCAGGAGCCUAAAGAAUAAUUGAUGAAGGUUUCUCAGAUUUAUUUUAAGCAUGAUUUCGGUUCGGCCUCCGAUUGCUGAUUCUUGCUGCAUGGCCCAGAAGCCGGAAGCCAAAGAAGAACGUAAAAAAUACCCUAGGUCCGAAAAGAACGUGAACAACUUGAGAAAUGCCCAAUAGAAAUCCCUGGUCUUACUGACACCGACUUUGAGCAUCCAGUCCUUUGCCCCUUGACCUUUUUAUUGCCGCUUAAUCACGUUCCAAUUCAUCGCUCCAUGUAUCUGAGGCCAGGGGGCUUGUCAACAGGGCAUUAUUCUUGACGGCACCUGUAAGGGGUUGUGACGGUCAAUAGUUAGCUGAGGUUGUUGUCAGAAAAACAGCAGGUAUAUAACUGAUAGGCGGCUGGAUGGGUCGAGGUAGUGAUCUCUAUGGCAGUGACCGCGUCUGAUCUUUAUUUCAAGACCUGAGACUCUUCAGCGAGCAGCCAAAAUAUAAGCGAGCAGCACAAUGGCAAAUGCUGCUCAAGAAAAAGCAGAAGAAGCAGGAGCAAUAGACUACCCGCUGCUGCCCUCGGUGCGUUUUUCUCUGGUGCUUCUGGUUGGAUUCGGCGCCGGUAUCAUGCUCAUCACCCGGUUCAACGUCAGCAUUGCUGUUGUCUGCAUGGUGGACGGCACUGAUGCCGAGCCAGUCUCGCCCGAGAGUUUGAUGGCGUCAUCAGAGAAUAACGCGGUGAACGGCACUACUGGCGCCACCGUGUGGGAAGAAGGAGAAUUAGACAAUGGAGUGCAGAGUACAGUUCAGCAGGGUGAGUUCCAGUGGGACAAGACGUUCCAGGGCCUGCUACUGUCCAGCUAUUUCUACGGCUACACAGCGGCACUGGUACCGGCUGGGUGGCUGGCCGACAGGCUGCCGGUCGUGACGCUGAUUUUGGCCGGUAUCGCCUCACAGGGCCUGUGCACCCUGGCCUUUCCCGUCGUCGCGCGCACUAACGACUACCUCCUGCUGGCACUGAGGGCCUUCAUGGGUCUCUGCUGCUCCGUGGUUCUCCCCGCCGCCACGGUGUUCAUACGAAACUGGAGCGUGCCGGUAGAAUACGCCACGGCGUUCGCGGUGUGUUUCUCGAUCCAGUACCUGUUUGCUGGCGCAGCCUACCCCAUAUCCAGCUCCAUCUGCCAGGCUGGAGGCUGGCCGCUCGUCUUCUACGUCACAGGUGCCCUGCCACUGCUGUGGGUGGUGAUCGCCUCGUUCGUCCUGACCAGUUCCCCCGACGAUAGCUCCAUCUGUUCGGAGGACGAGAAGCGCUACCUGGCAUCCAAACGGCUGUGCAGAAUUGAGUCCACCAAGUCUUUUUCGGAUAAAAGCGUGCAGCGACCGGCCACGCCUCUCUGGGCAAUCCUGACCAACCUGCAGGUGUGGAUCAUCGUCUUCACCUUCUUCAGCCACAGCUGGUUCUACUUCGCCCUCAACAUCACACUGCCCACCUUCCUGAAGGAGACCAUGGGCGUCCGACUGACAGAGAAUGGGAUCCUCUCGGGUAUUCCUGUGAUGUCCAUGACGCUUGGCGUACUGGCUGGAGGGAAAAUAUUCCAACAGCUGCUCACCAAGUGGCACUUCACUCGCACGAACGCCCGCAAAAUAAUGGCGACAAUAUCGAUGGUUGUGCCGGCCGUGCUACUGGGCGCCAUCUUGCUCAUACCUCCCGGGAGACCAUAUUUGACCAUGAUUCUGCUGGUCUGCAGCAACACCGUCUCUGUCCUCUGCGUGUCAGGAGGCCCCCUGUCCGCGGGCCCGGACAUCGCGCCUCAGUUCGCUGGGGUGAUCUGGGGCCUGUCCGGGUCCAUUGGAAACCUCACCGGGGUCCUGGCGCCAACCGUGGCUGCUGCAAUGACACCAAACAAAACAUUGCAAGAAUGGCGGUACUUCUUUUUGAUCGCAGUUGUCAUGAGUAUCGCCAUGGACGUUAUCAUCUUGCUCUUCUGGAAGUCUGAAAUACAACCGUUCGCAAAAUCCGAUGACGACCUAAAUGAGGAUAGAAGCACUAUCGAGGCGUAGUGUUUGUUUUAUAAGUGCCAUGCUCUUGAUUGUGUGAGGUCAGUGUAUAUUACCUUGUGAUAAAUAACUUCAGAAUGUCCUGACGAUAGUGCCAUGUUAUGCAUCUCAUAGUUUCUGCCGGUCAAUGUGUUAAUACAUUCAUCUACAGA